Bactrocera oleae (olive fruit fly) is the source of this 1543-nucleotide messenger RNA. Its product is annotated as alpha-ketoglutarate-dependent dioxygenase alkB homolog 7, mitochondrial. Gene Ontology annotation, biological process: DNA damage response; fatty acid metabolic process. Gene Ontology annotation, cellular component: mitochondrial matrix. NCBI's taxonomy places the organism in Eukaryota, Metazoa, Arthropoda, Insecta, Diptera, Tephritidae. The record is from RefSeq and is a predicted model, not a curated record.
AUAUUUUUUCGUUUCGAUUACUAAAAAUAGCAGCCAACUUGAAACAGCUGAUAUCUAAAUAGACAGUUGUGACAGCCAAAACAAUAACAGAGAGGAAUAACAAAAACAGAGAGUACUGUUUUGUUGCCGGCGACUAGUAGAGAUGCCAGGUUCAGUAAAUGAAAUAUUAUUCAGUUAAUUAAAAAUUUUGUCAAAAAUUAAAUCUUUGACAACAAACUAGGACGGACUGCUUUUAACCGAAAAAAAAAAAUAAAAUAAUAGUAAAAUUUGCAAAUGUGUAAAUAUGUACGAUUAUUUGUUUGAAUUUUGAGUUUUAUGCGAAAAUAAUUUUCUAAGAAUGAUAAUAUGCGGUGUUUGACAACCCUGUAGCGUCUUAUCAGACCUUAACCAGCUGAUAACAGCAAUGCUUUCAAAACUGUGCGAAAUCAUAAAAUAGUGCAAAUAGUUAAAUUUGCUGAAAUUAGAGUUAAAAUAGAUAAAAUGAAUUUGCGUCAACUGCAGAAGUGUAAAAAAUAUAUUUUGCUUUGUUUGAACAACAACAGAGCUAUACAAAUUAGACAAAUAAGCAGCGCAAAAUGUUUACACCGUUCGUUAGUGCCCGUACUGGAGCAAAAUAAAACCUCAACCAAAGAUGUCUUGACGCAUUUUGAAUUUCAUGGACAAUGGCCAACAGAGGAGCAACAGCUUUUCAUCAAAGAUUUGCGUUUGCAUACAGAUUUCAUAACCGUGGAAGAAGAAACCAAAUUGCUGGAAGAAAUCGAGCCUUAUAUGAAGCGACUGCAUUACGAGUAUGAUCACUGGGACGAUGCUAUACAUGGCUUCCGCGAAACGGAGCGCAAGCAAUGGUAUCCACACAACCGCGCAGUACUCGAUGGUGUGCGUCAAAUUGCCUUCGAUGGUGCGAUUAUGCCUUAUGUACACAUACUGGAUUUAGCGGCAGAGGGCGUCAUCAAACCACAUGUAGACAGCACGAGGUACUGCGGCAACACCAUAGCCGGCAUUAGUUUACUAAGUGAUAGCGUAAUGCGUUUGGUGCGCGUUGAUGAACGUAAAUACCUGCAAGGUAAAGCUGUGGAAGCGUCUAUAGCACCGGCGCAUAAUGACAGCACAGCUGCACAAAGUGCCGCAGAGUCGGAUGAUGUGUAUCGGAAUCGUCCAAAAACCACUUUGGAGAACAAUUUCUAUGUUGAUGUGCUAUUGCGUCGUCGUUCUUUGUACAUAAUGAGUCACACCUCACGCUACAACUUUACGCAUGAAAUACUGGGCAACGAUGUGUCACAUUUUCAAGGACAACAUGUGAAAAAGGAUCGGCGUGUAUCGAUUAUUUGCCGCAAUGAUCCAUGAAAGCCAGUGAAUAUCAGUUUUAAAUGAUUUUUAGUGAAGAAUCUGGGACUAAGACGGAAUUUUAUUGACGUUUUGUUAUUUAAUUAGUUUAGAAUACAUAAAUAAUUUAUAUUAAUUAAUAAAAAUUUACUGCGUGAUUUUCUGAAAGUUAUAAUUGUGUAUAAUUGCACUUAAAUAAAUAAAAAAUUAAAAAACAAAA